GGUGCACUCGUGUAUUUUCAAUUUGCGAACCUGCGCAGUACCCACAAAUUAGGGCGAAUGUGUCUUCUGCGCAGGCCGCCAUUGGAGUUCUCGAUUUUAGUACCGAUAGCCUUCCACAGGGGUCACUGAGAUGCACUUCAGCAACCUCUCAUUUCGCGCCAACAAAAUAAUAAAUAAAAACCGUUUCCAUCCGAAGCUGUUGAGAAACUUUGACUUGGAGUAUCAUUCAAAUUCUCCAUCAGAAUUUCCUCUGGAAAAUAAAACAGAUCGGUGAAUAGCCCGAAAAUGCCUGUGGUCGCAGCAAGACGAAAAAACAGUCUUGCACGAGAUCAUCCCGAGCUGGAGGAAAAUGAGGACGAUGCUGCCGACACCUCGCUGGCCAGGGAUCAAGAUUCUGAGAUUCCUGACGAAAUCCCUGAGGGUGCUCUAAAGUACAGGGACAUUUACGUUCCGCCGCCACCACCCUCGACCUGCUCGUACGACAACAAAGGACCAAGGUUGAUCAUCAAGAACAUUGUCGUCAACAAUUUCAAAAGCUUCCAUGGCGCGCAUACUAUUGGCCCCUUCUUCAAGGGAAUGUCGUCUGUCAUUGGACCUAAUGGGAGUGGAAAGAGCAACGUACUUGACUCGAUCCUCUUCGUCUUUGGCUACAGAGCGAGCAAGAUCAGAACAAAGAAAGUAUCCAUGUUGAUUCACAACUCUGCUCAAUUUCCAAAUUGCAACAGUUGCACAGUGACUGUCAAUUUCAUACAAGUGCUGGACAAUAAGGGGCCUCAAGAAGACGCUGAGGAAAUCCCAGGGACUGACCUCGAAGUUUCCAGGUUUGCAUUCAGGGACAACUCGUCUCACUACACACUGGACGGCAAACGAGUUCAAUUCAAAGACAUCGCAGUAAAAUUGCAAGGACACGGAAUCGAUCUCACCAACGGACGCUUCCUUAUUUUGCAGGGAGAAGUUGAGCAAAUUGCUCAGAUGAAACCAAAAGCAGAAAACGAAAAUGACACUGGCUUGUUGGAGUUUUUAGAGGAAAUCAUCGGCACUCUGAGAUACAAAGAACCAUUGGCUAAAGCCAUUGCCCUUGACACUGAAAUGGAAGAACAUCGAGAGGUGCACAAAAAUAAAGCAGACAAUGCUCAGCAAGUGCUUGCUAAUUUGGAGGACGGGAAAAACGCUGCCAUAGCAUACUUGGAAGAGGAAAACAAAUUCAAUAGGGCUUUUCAUUUUACCCUUCAAAAGAAUUGUUACAAGGCAUCCAAGAAAAUAGCUCGCAGGGAGGAAGAGUUUAAUGGCAAGAAAGAAGAACUUGAUAAGGUCAAGGAAGAACUGGCACAGUUUGAAGAAAAGAGCAAAGAUUUAAGGAGCAGCAUAAAACAGAAAGAAGACCUGAUCAAGGAUUGCAAAGCCCAAAGUGAAGAAAUCGACAAGAAGUACAAAGAGCAAGAUGCUGAAUUUUGCAAAAUUUCUGCUAACAUGACUGCCAAGAAUAACCGCAGGAAGAAACAGGCCGAAAGCGUGAAUGCUGAAAAGAAAAAGCUGGAAGAAAUGGAAGGGUUGCCCGAAAGAAACCAGCGAGACAUUAAAGAUAUUGAGAAAAACAUCCAGCGGCAUGAGACAGAUAAGGCCGAACUUGAGCAGAAACUCAUGAAGGCCACAGAGACGUUGCAGCAGAAGGUUCAGGGUCCACAAGACCAAUUGGUUGGUUUGGAAAAGGAACUAGCUGGAUUAUCAAAGACAAAAGAGGAAAAAGCUGCAGCCAUGCUAAUUGCUCAGUCUAAAUUGGAUUUGGCCACAAAAUCAGAGACUCAGGAUAAAGAGAAGUUGGAUGGCUUGAAAAAGUCACUUGAAGCAAGUACUGCAGGCCUACAGGAGAAACAAGAGCGUCUGGAAGUGGUCAAAGCCGACAUUCCAAAAGCCAAGUCGAGGCUGCAGGAAGUAAAAGCUCAUCUGGAGGAGGAGCGAACUCGCAAGGCCCAACUGGAACAAAAGGCAGCUCAAACCCGGGCGGAGCUCAUUGGUGCUCGGACGGCUGCUGAACGCGCCAAGAGCAACAAUCGGGUGGUCAACGCCUUGAAAGAAGAAUGUGCUGCUGGACGAAUUCCUGGAGUCUACGGACGUCUCGGUGACCUCGGCGCAAUCAAUGCCAAGUAUGACUGCGCCAUCACCUCAGUGUGUGGCUACCUGAACUACAUUCUUGUUGACACAGUCCAAACGAGUGCCAAGUGCAUGCAGUUCCUGCGCUCUGCAAAUUUAGGCAAAGCCAGUUUCAUUUCACUCGAGCAACAGCAGAAGUUUGUUCGCACAAUGAAGGAUCAUUUUGACGCUCCGGAAAAUGUGCCUCGCCUCUUUGACUUGAUCAAAGUUGAAGAUGAGAGGGUCCUGCCUGCUUUCUACUUUGCAGUUCGCAACACACUGGUCGCUCAGAAUUUGGACCAAGCUACCAGAAUUGCCUUUGGCCGUGUUCGUCACAAGGUAGUUGACAUCAACGGCAACAUCGUUGACCCCGGCGGUGCCAUGACUGGUGGUGGACGCGCCAGACGAGGAGGCAUGGGGCAAAAAGUGACUGCAGGUCUCGUUGACGAAACUCAAGUGGAACAAACCCCUCAGCUGAAGCAAAAUAUUGAGGAGUUGGAGCGAAAUAUCAACAAACUGAUCCCCAGCAUUGCAGCCCUUGAAAAGGAAGAGGAUAAAAUCCAGCACAGCGUUUCUGAGCUUGAUGCAGAACAUAAACGUCUUGUUUUGGACAUACAGCACUUGUCAAAGAACAUCCCUAAUCUGGAAAACCAAAUCAAAGCGCAGCAAGAGAGGGUUAAAAAAAAUGUAACUGACGAAGCCCAAGUUGCCAAACUUCAGGGAGAUUUGAAAAAAGCCAAGAAAGACAUGGAGUCUGCCAGUUCUGCUGCGGAAAAAAUUGAAACUGAGGUGGAAAAACUCCGCAAGGAAAUUGAGGAAAUCCGAAUCAACACGGUGGGAGGAAUGGACAACAAGUUGAAGGAAUUAAACAAGAAAAUUACCAAAGCCCAAUCUGACAGAACCAAACUUGCUGCUGCCAUUGCUUCUAAUGAGAGAAAUAUGGAAAAGUGCAGGGACAAAAUUACUGAUUUGGAAGAGGAAAUCAGCAACAUGAAGGAGGAACUGUUGCAAAUGAAAAAACAAAAAGAGGGCAUUGCUGAUGACACCAGGAUCAUGUUACAAGAGAAGAAUGUCCUUGGAGAAAAGGAAAUAUCUCUUCAGGAAGAAUAUGAAGCUUUGAAAAAGGAACUCAAUAAGAAACACGCUGACGAAAAGGAAAUCAAGAGCAAGAAGAUUGAUGUCGAAAGAGAUCUGGAGAAAAUCUCAAGUGAACUAAGUAAUGCGAAGGGAGAAUUGAAAGAGUUGAAAAACAAGUUCAAGAUGCUGAAGUUGGAAAACAUUCCUGGCAAAGACAAAGAGAAGCCGUUUGAAGAAAUCCCUGCUGAUGAACUCGAAAACUUUGAUGUUAAAGAAUACACAUAUAUCGUUGCAAACUUCUUGGACGUCAUAAAAAAGACCAGACCUAAUUUGGACAUCAUUGAAGAAUACAGAGCUAAGGAAACACAAUUCAUUGCUUUGUGUGACGCACUUGAAGAGGCUACAAACAGGAGAGACGAAGUACGCAACUUCCUUAACAGCAUCAAGAAGCAUCGCUACCAAGAAUUCAUGAUUGGGUUUAAUAUCAUCAACCAAAAGCUGAAGGAGGUUUUUAGAAUGAUUUCCAUUGGAGGUGAUGCUGAGCUUGAGUUGCAAGACAGUUUCAAUCCUUUCUUGGAGGGAAUAGCUUUCAGUGUUCGUCCCCGCAACAAAGCAUGGACUCAAAUUGACCGUCUCAGUGGAGGAGAAAAAACUCUAUCCUCUCUUGCUCUUGUCUUUGGACUGCACUACUUCAAACCCUCACCUUUUUACAUGAUGGACGAAAUCGAUGCUGCCCUCGAUACUAGGAAUGUGUCAAUCAUUGGGCACUACAUCAAAAAAUUCACUGUCAACUGCCAGUUUAUUGUGAUCUCGCUGAGAGCGGAGAUGUACGACCUGUUUGAACGCAGAGUGAUCGGAGUUUUCAAACCUGAUGGUUGUACGAGAACUGUUGCUAUUGACCCCCGAGAGUUCCACAACAAAUUUGUAAAACCACAUGAGGUUGAGAAGAAUAAACCCAAUGAAAAGGACAAACGGGCCAAGCCAGCAAUGCAGCCCCCUGCGCCUCCAAGCAGCCAAAGUGCUGCUCUGAUGCAGCCACCUGCUGCUCUUGUCUCGGCACCAACUCCACCACCUGUGGCCAAAAAGUCCAACCCAGCCAAGAAGAGGAAAAUAAAGAAGGUCACAGGCAAUGACAGUUUGGAGGAAGAUUCGCUGGCCUUGUCAAUGGCCGAGUCAAAUGAUUCUCAACUGGACGAAACCGCCCAGCAAGCGGCUAACACUCCUGAGAAAACUAAAAGGACAGAAACGACAAUACCAGAAACUCCUGAAGAUGCUGUACAAGAGGACGCCGAUGAGGAAAUAGUUGAAGAAGUUGUGACCUCAAAGAAAAGGAGAGGUAGUAAACCUAAAUCCCCAUUGUCCAGCUCGCAGGAGAGCUUGGACGAUUCUCAAGACAUGCGGCGCAAGUCCAAACGUCAGAAAAAGGGAUCCUCUCCAGAACCAACUCCUUCAACACAACCUGCCAGAAGAGGAAGGCGUAAUGCUAAUGUUUAGGUAGUCUUGUUCUGUAAAUUAGAUUUGGAAAAGUAACUAUUUUUCUACAAACUCUCAACUCAAACAAAUUAUGUUUCUUUCUACAAAUAUCAUUCGAUGAAGGUACAAAUAAAUUACACGCAUGAAUUAAAACGCCAGGUAUGUUUGAUUCAUGAUUCAUAGAAGUAACAUUUAAUUUUUGUACAAAACUUGGAAACUUACAAUUAAGUUAGAUUAUGAUUGGCAUACAUUAACCCAUCUGAUUAUUAAUUCAUUUGGCUUUUCUACUCAGACGAUUGCACGAACAAUUUGUAGUAUUGACUGUGAUCAUGGUCCAUAGUCAUGGCUCCAUUACAAGAACUAUAAGUAUUAUUUAUCUAUUUCUUAUUUGCAUACUUGAGAUCACAUAUUUGUACAGUCAAUUAAGAAUUAAUUAAAUUAAUUACAAAAUACAUACAGAAAAACAUAAAUUACAACUUAAAUAGAGCUAGCUCAUGAUUCUGAAGGACCAUCCUUUGUUUGCUGUUGGAGAUACAUCAGAAAAAUCUGUUGACGAUUGCUGGCAUGUCCUGGGAAGGCAUCCUAAAAUUUAAAUUUUAGUUAAAU
This is a messenger RNA of Neocloeon triangulifer, 5286 nucleotides long. RefSeq names its product structural maintenance of chromosomes protein 4 (gene glu). Gene Ontology annotation, biological process: mitotic chromosome condensation. Gene Ontology annotation, cellular component: chromosome. Gene Ontology annotation, molecular function: ATP hydrolysis activity; protein binding; ATP binding. The transcript has 21 exons. The coding region runs from base 286 to 4701 and encodes 1471 amino acids. The record is from RefSeq and is a predicted model, not a curated record. NCBI's taxonomy places the organism in Eukaryota, Metazoa, Arthropoda, Insecta, Ephemeroptera, Baetidae.